GAUUUGACGCCAACAGGUCGUGACGAAGCUCCCUCGGGUUUUUUUGUUCAACCGGAAUCAUGUCGGCGCGCACGUUCCUUGGAGGCUAUACGCUUCACCACUUUGAAAAGCCAGACGAGCUUAUUGCUGUCUCUGUCAACGACUCCCUCUUGGAUGUCAUUCGCACCCUUUCCGAGGGCAAUAUCAUGUGUGCACCCGUCAAGAGUGACCAAGGUUACGUUGGCGUGGCUGAUCUCAGCCGUCUUGUCAACAACUACUUUCUCGAUUCGCUUGAGCAUGCUGCCGACAAGAGCAAUGAGGAUCUGACCGGCCUCGCCCAGUUGACGGCACUCAAGUCACUGGACAAGCAACUUCUGGCCAACAGCGGCCUCGGCGUUACCGACGACGUGCAAAUUUUCAAUGAGAAGGAUUCCCUUCUCGAGGCUUGCAAGACCCUGGGCACGAUGAACCAGCACCGCAUCUUGGUGGGCGAUGACCAAGGCAUCCUCGUCAACUUUGUCACGCAGUCAGCCGUCGUGCGGCUCUUGGCCAACAAGCUCGAAGCCUUCCAGCAGACGGCGGCUCGCACCCUUGAGCAAUGUCAUCUGACCACCCCCUCGGAUCUUGUCACCAUCCCUCGCAGCGUGCGCACAAUCGAUGCCUUCAAGAUGCUACGGGACAAGGAGGUCUCCGCUGCACCUGUAGUGGCAGAGAACGGUGCCAUUAUUGGCAACCUCAGCGUCCGCGAUAUCCGUGGGGCGCUGACGGGCAAGCGUGUGUUUGCGGCCCUUCACAAGUCGGUUACCGAGUACAUUGCUUGCAAUGCACCUGACCGUGAGCGCAGCGAGAUGCUGCCCGCCAUCACUUGCUCGAGCCAGACCACCCUGGGUGAGGUGAUUAGCAAGUUGGCCGUGAGCCGCAUCCACCGCGUUUACGUCGUGGACGCAAGCGGCCUUCCCAUUCGCACCAUCACGCUCUCUGAUGUCCUGGCUGCCCUCAUCACUCCCAACGCCGAUUGAGUCGUGAGUGGCGUCUUUCUCAUUCCUUCGCACUCGGUGUGAGUCCGUUCUUGCGUGGCGUUCGCGUGCCAUGUGUGGUUCGGCACCUGCAUUGACCCGAGGAUGGGCUGCUUUUGCGUGUUGCCUUGAUGCAAAUCUUUGUAUGUUUUUAUGAGUAUGAUGGGUUUCACCGUGCUCCAUCAUAACACCUCUCUCCAGCUGUAUGUUUUUUUCCCCUCGAAAUUGAGCACGCACCCCGUUCCGAGCAGGGCGCCAUUCUCGUC
This is a messenger RNA of Monosiga brevicollis MX1, 1261 nucleotides long. RefSeq lists its product as uncharacterized. The coding region runs from base 60 to 998 and encodes 312 amino acids. The record is from RefSeq and is a predicted model, not a curated record. NCBI's taxonomy places the organism in Eukaryota, Choanoflagellata, Craspedida, Salpingoecidae. The transcript is spliced from 6 exons.